Messenger RNA from Chenopodium quinoa (quinoa), 804 nucleotides. Its product is annotated as protein Aatf-like. Bases 1 to 804 code for a protein of 267 amino acids. NCBI's taxonomy places the organism in Eukaryota, Viridiplantae, Streptophyta, Magnoliopsida, Caryophyllales, Amaranthaceae. The record is from RefSeq and is a predicted model, not a curated record. The transcript has 3 exons.
AUGCCGAGAGACAAAGCGAUGGAAAAGCUCUCAGCAACAAAGAAGUCGUCUGCCGUCUCUGCAGCAAAGUACCGCACCAACGUCCUUAACAGGGCGAAUGACGAGCAGAAAGCAGCCGGAUCUCCCAAGGCCAUGCAGCGCGUCCAAGGGCUCAAACGGCCAAUUCAAGAAAAAUCAAAAGAGGUAACAGCCGCUAAAGCUCGGGCCGAGUCCACCUUAGACCGAGCUCAAUUUGAAAUUGCUCAGAAUGAGCUUCUGACCCUUGAUAUGAUGUAUUCCCAAGCGGACGCCAACCUGCAAGAGAAGAAGGACCUGGAUUUGGCCCGCUCCAAAGUCAGGGAACUUAAGGCCGAGGUUAAAGGCCUUAAGGAAAAACUUGAGCCUCUUCAAGAGGCCAAGAAUGAGGCUGAGAGGGCCAAGGAGCGGGUGAGCCGCCUGGAGGGGCGCCUAGCGAACCAGGAGCAGCAGCUGAAGGCCAAGUUCGAGUCCCCGACUGAGGAGGAGAAACAGGCCCUUGUCCAACAAAUGAUGGAAGACUACGAAUCCAUCAUGCGGGCGACAUGGGAGGCGGUACAACCGGGUGCUGAUUUUGGCAUCUGGAAAUCCAAGUUUGAUCGGGCAAACAAGGAUUACAAUGCUGAACUCCUUCGCCGGGCUGAAGAGGAGGAUGCGGAUGGUGAAGAGGCCGACUCCUCUUCAGGCUCCUCCGGGGAUGAAGACGGGGAAGAGGAUGGUGAUGACAAUGAAGAGCAGCCGGCAACUCAUGAUGCUGCUGCCAAUGCUGGUAAUCCCUCUGCCCCUUAA